GGGACCUUCUUCGUGGAUGCUUUCAUGGUGCGGUGCUCCUAUAAAAAGGGUCCAAACGACAUGCUGAUUGUCUCAAUUUGCGACCAUAACUUCUUUAGUCGAGGGAAAAAGUGGAAGCUCAAAGCUCAGGAACACCAUCUUCACGACACGACCGACAGAAAGAGAGAGAGAUUCAGCAACACCCACAACAUGUCAGCCCAGGAAAUGCCCACCCCUCCUCUCCUCACUCCCUACAAAAUGGGAAGAUUCGAUCUUUCCCACAGAGUUGUUCUAGCACCCUUGACCAGACAAAGAUCUUACAAGAAUGUUCCUCAGCCACACGCCAUAUUGUACUAUUCCCAGAGAACCUCUAAAGGUGGCCUUCUCAUUGCCGAAGCCACAGGAGUCUCUGACACUGCACAAGGGUAUCCAGAUACACCUGGCAUAUGGACAAAAGAGCAAGUCGAGGCUUGGAAACCCAUUGUAGAUGCUGUUCAUGCCAAAGGUGGUAUCUUCUUUUGUCAGAUCAGGCAUGUGGGGAGGGUCUCAAGUGCAGGUUUUCAGCCAAAUGGGCAAGCUCCAAUUUCAUCCUCUGACAAGUCAUUGACUCCUCAACUUCCAAGUAAUGGCUUUGAUGUUGGUCAGUUCACGCCUCCAAGGCGACUAAGGACUGAUGAAAUUCCAAACAUUGUCAAUGACUUUAGACUUGCUGCAAGGAAUGCAAUGGAAGCUGGUUUUGACGGUGUUGAAAUACACGGUGCUCAUGGCUACUUAAUAGAACAAUUCAUGAAAGACCAGGUAAACGACAGAACAGACCAGUAUGGAGGUUCUCUGGAGAAUCGGUGUCGUUUCGCUCUCGAGAUCGUUGAGGCCAUUGUUAAUGAAAUAGGCGCAGACAGAGUCGGGAUCAGGCUUUCCCCUUUUGCAACCUACUCGGAAGCAGGAGACUCGAACCCCAAAGCACUAGGAAACUACAUGGUCGAACAAUUAAAUAAGUAUGGGAUCCUUUACUGCCACAUGGUUGAGCCGAGAAUGGAGACCGUGGGCGAAAUAAGCCAAUGUCCGCACAGUCUCGUCCCGAUGAGGAACUUGUUCAAGGGAACUUUCAUUGUAGCCGGAGGUUAUACCUGGGAAGAUGGAAACGGUGCUGUGGCCGAGAACCGUGCUGAUCUUGUUGCUUACGGCCGUUUAUUCUUGGCCAAUCCGGAUUUGCCUAAGAGGUUUGAGUUGGACGCACCUUUGAAUAAGUAUAAUAUAGAGACGUUCUACACAUCGGACCCGGUGAUUGGGUACUCCGAUUAUCCGUUCUUGGAGGACACGGCUUAAGUCACUGCCGGACACGGCUUAAGUCACUGCCGGACAUGACAUGGAAUAAAAUAGCUCAUCGUUGAUUCUUGCCUACUUUUAUGUAUGCUGGUGAGAAUUUUCUUGCCCUUGUAGCUCUGUUGCAUUGAUACGUAAGAAAAUUGUAUGUCUUGAUACAAUGACGGGCCACGAGCUGAUCAAUGAAUUGCUUGAUUUGGAA
Molecule: messenger RNA, 1504 nt
Organism: Syzygium oleosum
Lineage: Eukaryota; Viridiplantae; Streptophyta; Magnoliopsida; Myrtales; Myrtaceae
Product: putative 12-oxophytodienoate reductase 11
Exons: 5
Coding region: 25-1305 (426 amino acids)
Molecular function (GO): FMN binding; oxidoreductase activity
Source: RefSeq, a predicted model, not a curated record